UUUCCCAGCGCAACCUACCUACAGAAUCGGGCGACGUACGUGUACACGGAUGGAUGCACGUAUAUACCGCCGCAUGCAAGGCUUCCACAAACGAACACACGAUCCGGUACGAGAUUGAAGAUACAGCUGUACGAGAGAGCAAGGAGUCGAGCAACACCUUCGCCAGUCGAGAGAGAGAGCGUGUGUGCCGUGGCGAGUACGAGGAAGCUUAAACAGCUAGCUAUAGACGAGGACCGCUGAAGCUCCCGGCAGCUUCGUUUCAUCAAGAUGGCCUCUUCAAGCAAUCCAUACAACAACCCGCACAUAGACGAUGACGACGAUCUCAUCGACCCAGAUGACGCCGACCUAAAUGACUUCGACGACCCGUUAUCCAACGCCGAAUCCCAGCGUGCGCCCCUGACGGGCAACAUCGGACAGAGCGGCGGCUCGUCGUCGUCGUCACGACCACUCAAUGAGUCCUACCUCACGUCGCGGAUCCCCGGCGACGACCGGCAGGCGCCGCAGAACACGAUCGACGAGACGGUGUGGGAGACGGUGCGCCGCGACCUCCUGGCCGUGUGGUCCAAGAUGCGCGAGGUGCUGUACCCACGGUAUCUGUUCGGCGGCUCGAUGAUAGAAAGCGGCAUGGCGAGCGGCGGGCUGCGGGGCGCGUACGCCAACCUCCGCGGCGCAGGGCUCUCGGGGGCCCGCGAAGAACUGCAGUCCCUUGCCGGCAGGGUCAUGGACCCCGAGUCCUUGCUCAACCAGAACAACAUGACACCCGGUCUCAGAGAUUGGGAUUUAUGGGGUCCGCUUAUCUUCUGUCUGGCGCUGGCCGUGCUGCUGAGUAUCUGCGGCCAACCCACGCAGAAGGACGCCAUCUUCUCGGGCGUCUUUGCGAUUGUGUGGAUUGGAGAGGCGAUCGUCACGCUGCAGAUCAAGCUGUUGGGCGGCAAUAUAUCCUUUAUGCAGAGCGUGUGCAUCAUCGGAUACACCCUGUUCCCGCUCGUCAUCGCCGCGCUGCUAUCGGCGCUUGGGUUGCCCCCGAUCCCCCGGAUUCCCGUCUACCUCAUACUCGUAGCCUGGGCUAUGGCCGCAGGUGUUAGUAUCCUCGGCGGCAGUGGAGUCGUCAGCAACCGUGUCGGAAUCGCUGUGUACCCCUUAUUUAUAUUCUACAUUGGGCUGGGCUGUCUGUGUUUCAUCAGUUAAGUGCUCAACUGCGCCACCCAUGGGGCCUUUUUUAUUGAGGGGAGCCGCUACUGUCGGGGAUGGCUCCCGGCUUGAGUAAUGAUUAAAUGGUGAUCUGUAAGAGAUGGACGGCGGCCAUUUUGGAGGUUAUCUGCCGUUUUCUCCAUGUUUACCGAUUGGACCUGUAAUUCUAGCCGUUUCUUCACUUUCACUGCUUGACGAAUGCAGGUGUAAAGGAAUCAAAUAUUGGGAUUUUGCAAUCUAUCUUUGUAGCACUUAUCACUGA
Xylaria bambusicola is the source of this 1453-nucleotide messenger RNA. Its product is annotated as Yip1 domain-containing protein. The coding region runs from base 268 to 1188 and encodes 306 amino acids. Gene Ontology annotation, cellular component: membrane; trans-Golgi network. The record is from RefSeq and is a predicted model, not a curated record. Lineage: Eukaryota; Fungi; Ascomycota; Sordariomycetes; Xylariales; Xylariaceae. The transcript is spliced from 3 exons. Gene Ontology annotation, biological process: endoplasmic reticulum to Golgi vesicle-mediated transport.